This is a messenger RNA of Peniophora sp. CBMAI 1063, 267 nucleotides long. Lineage: Eukaryota; Fungi; Basidiomycota; Agaricomycetes; Russulales; Peniophoraceae. The record is from the annotation of a GenBank genome assembly.
AUGGAUUCGCUCAGAAACCGUCAUAGCAAACUUGGUGUCUCGCUUUACGUUCGCCCCUUCUGGCCAGACGAUAUCGUGGGUGGACGCCGUCGUGACUUCUCCCACUGUCGAACGUGGCGGAAGACCCAUGCUGCCGCUUCGCGUUUCACCCGUCGACUACAAGGAAGUGUGACGGCGCCGUGUCUCUACAAACGUGCCAUUGAGCGCGUCGCAAGAAUGGCCCAUUGGGGGCGUUUGAACCAAUGCACGUCGACGGACUGGCGAUAA